Molecule: messenger RNA, 1727 nt
Organism: Paramisgurnus dabryanus
Lineage: Eukaryota; Metazoa; Chordata; Actinopteri; Cypriniformes; Cobitidae
Gene: elovl1a
Product: ELOVL fatty acid elongase 1a
Biological process (GO): sphingolipid biosynthetic process; fatty acid elongation, monounsaturated fatty acid; fatty acid elongation, saturated fatty acid
Cellular component (GO): endoplasmic reticulum membrane; endoplasmic reticulum
Molecular function (GO): fatty acid elongase activity
Source: RefSeq, a predicted model, not a curated record
GAAACCACGCGGGUGUUGUCUCUCUUUAGAAUGAUCCACAGCUCACGUUUAUGUUGGACAGUGAGUGACACUUCUCCAUGCAGGCUCGUCAUUGCCUUGCCAAAGCUCCCAUCGGAUUACAUCUUAUAUUCCUCUGGAACACUGCUCUGAUUAAGGAGAGCUGGCUUAGGAAAGGAACUUUUGGUAGUUGGGACACAGAGAGGAAGAAAGCCCAACUUUCAUUUAUUUGCCCCUGUGGGGCAGUGUUCUUAUCAUUUUGUUUCAUUCAUUCCUUUUGGCUGGAGUGACUGUAUUGAGAGUUUGAGUCAAAAGAAAGACAACAGUUUUUUGGUUGUCUGAAGACAAAGACAAGAUGUUGUCAGAGGUGGUGUCAAACGUUUUGAAGUUCUAUGACUACUUUCUGAAAAGAACAGAUCCCAGAGUACGGGAUUAUCCACUGAUGAAGAGUCCUGUUGAAAUGACGCUCAUCCUGCUGGGAUACGUGUUCCUUGUUCUACAUGUAGGGCCACGAUUCAUGGCAAAUCGCAAACCCUUCCAACUCAACACGACUAUGAUUUUCUACAACUUCUUCAUGGUGGCCUAUAAUGCCUACAUUGUUUAUGAGUUUUUGAUGUCUGGUUGGGGAACAACAUACACCUGGAGAUGUGAUCUCUGUGACCCCUCCAGCAGCCCUCAGGCUCUCAGGAUGAUUCGAGCAGCCUGGUUGUUCUAUUUUUCAAAGUAUGUCGAGCUGCUUGAUACGAUGUUUUUUGUGUUGAGAAAGAAGCACAGUCAGGUGACAUUCCUGCAUAUAUUCCACCAUUCUGUCAUGCCAUGGACUUGGUGGUGGGGCAUCACUCUUACUCCUGUUGGAGGAAUGGGUUCGUUUCACGCUUUGGUGAACGCCUGCGUCCAUGUCAUCAUGUACAGCUACUACGGUCUGGCCGCUGCAGGGCCACGUUUCCAGAAGUAUCUUUGGUGGAAAAAAUACAUGACUGCUAUCCAGCUGAUUCAGUUUGUGCUGGUGUCUGUCCAUAUCUCUCAGUAUUACUUCAUGGAAAAGUGUGACUACCAAGUUCCCCUUUUCAUCCAUCUUAUCUGGAUCUAUGGCAUGUUUUUCUUUAUCCUCUUCUCCAAUUUCUGGAUCCAAGCUUAUAUAAGGGGCAAGCGGCUACCUGUUAGCAAAGAAGACAAACCCAAACAGAACGGCACUACCACUCUGACUGUGGCAGUGGUGGUACCCAAUGGCAAACACUUGGAAAAUGGUACCGUGCACUACACUAAUGGAUUUACUCACAAUGGGAAAGUGAAGGAGAUCUAAACAGAUCAGAAAAUAUAGCAUAGGGGACUCCACUGGAACACCACCCUAGACCAGAGACAUAAUUGCAAUUUUUGUUUUUGUUAUUUUUUAUGAUCGCACCGGAGAUGAAAUGGCACAUCGGAUCUGGCAGUAGGCCCCCCUUUCUUUUGUAUUUAUUGAUGUAAUAGCAUCAAGCUGGGGAGCACUGUGCAUGAAGAGAAUUCGUCCACUGAAAUCGGCAUUGUUGACGUCGCUCUGAAACCCGACUGUCUAUGUUGACCUCGGCUUUUGCUGGCGUAUGAUUCUUCCAGUUGUUUGCACACUGUACAGUUCUUACAGAUCUAACCCAAACUUGACUGUAAAUAAAUAUUUCUUCACAAUUUAUUGGAAAUGUAUGAGUUGUCAAUUUUUAUUCUGUUCAUAACUUAUCAUUUAAUAAACGUUUUUU